This is a messenger RNA of Epinephelus lanceolatus (giant grouper), 3657 nucleotides long. It is a transcript of the gene lrrc53, whose product is annotated as leucine rich repeat containing 53. The record is from RefSeq and is a predicted model, not a curated record. Gene Ontology annotation, cellular component: plasma membrane. NCBI's taxonomy places the organism in Eukaryota, Metazoa, Chordata, Actinopteri, Perciformes, Serranidae. Gene Ontology annotation, molecular function: protein binding.
UGAUGGAGCUCAGCUGAACUCCCCCAGCUCUAGAGAGUCUCACAGUGGUACGGAUCAUUCUUAUGGAUUAACAUGUCAGUGGAGUGUGCCAUACCAUCAGCACGGGUGGAUCUUUGGGUUCAACAGAUGAUGAUCAUGACAGUGAUGCAGCUGUAUCAAGUUACUGCCCUAUGAAAGAGAUGCUACCUCAUCACCAUGUUACUUCGACUGUAACACAACAUGACCAGUAUUUUGCUGAUGUUGCUGGUGACAGUCAUCAGAGCCCAGCGUGUGACCCCUGUCCCAUCAUGCCCUGCUUCCUGCGUAGUUUGUUCUGAAGAUGCCCUCAUCUGUCACAGACUGGCUCAUAUUAUUGAGGCUCCAGACACGACCCAGGCCCUGCUGCUAACAGAAGGUUCCAUCUCCACAGUUCAGCCUGCCUCCCUGUCUGACCUCAGCAACAUUACAGUCAUAGGUUUGAGUCAUAACCAUAUCUCAGUUCUGGGCGAACAGUCCUUCAGAAACCUGCUGUUCCUCCAUACCUUACUGCUGGACCACAACCUCCUGACCAGUCAGGCCCUACAGGGGGGAGCUCUGACCAAUCUAGCCCGGCUAGAAGUCCUUGCCCUUGGUCACAACCUCAUCAGCAUGGUCCAAGGUGGCUGGUUUAAAGGUAGCAAGGCCUUGCGGAGCCUGAAACUGGAGGGAAAUCUGCUCACCAGUUUGGACUCUGCUUCCUUCCCUCUGAAUGAUCUCGGAGAUCUGGAGAGUCUGGAUCUGUCAGAUAACCUGAUACAUCAUCUGCAUAGAACCAGCUUCAGUGGGUUGGCGAGCCUGCAGACUCUGGAUCUGUCCAGAAACCGUUUGAGUUCUGCUCCUGCCGAGGCUUUUUCCUACCUCAGCUGGCUGACAAACCUAAACCUGGACCUCAACUCAUGGAACUGCUCCUGUCAGCUGCUGGAACUGGCUGCCUUCCUGUCUACCUUCAUACAACAACCCGACAAGACCCUCUAUAAUGGUCGUAGGAUGGUGUGUGUGAGCGCUGACAACCCAGCAGUAACCACAGUGCUGGAGCUGACUGAGGCCAACUGUGUCCCAUCCAAUCAGAACAUCACAGUGCAGAUAGAGGCAAGAGGCAGCGUGACACCUCAACGGUAUGCUCAAGAUCUGGCCAUCACUGCAGUCAUCUGCUUCAUUGGUGGCAUUGGAGUGACCCUGCUGGUGGUCUUGAUCUACUAUCAAGUUUCGCGGAGGAAAAGACUGAAAGAAAAUGAAAGACGAAGUGAAGUGGAAGAGGGGAGCGGCACAGUGGUGAAUCACCACGUCAUUCACAUAGAUGUUAGUGAAAAGAGGAGGGACCUCUUCCUGCAAGCACUUAGAAGCCAGCCUUGGGACAGGGAAGCCAUGAUGUUGGAUAUGAGGACAGAUGGCCAUGGGGGCCAGUUUGGGUCCAGAACUGAUGAAAAUGGCCAUUUUAGGUGCCCAGACUGUAGCACCAAAGGACAGAGAGAGAUGAAUCCGAUGAGAUGGAACAACAGGAUGAACGGAGGGAUGGAGAUAGAGGAAAGAGAGAAGGGGAGAAUGAGGAUGAUGAAUGAGGAGGAAAGGAGGAGGCUAAGGACUCAGCAGGGAAUACUGAGCAGGGACAUUCCUAACAAGCUUCUUUCUCAUGGCAACACUAACUCUUCCUCUCAUCCACGGAAAGAAAUCUUCAGUCAAAGAACAGACACUCUGGCUGCUUAUAGGACAAACCGAGAAAUGGGUGAGAGCUACAGAACUGACAUGGAAGGCAAGAGCAUAGGACAUGAGACUCUACACUGCGAGAGCUGCCACAGGACAUACAGACCACCAGAGCAGAACACAAGACAAGGUAGGAUUCAUACCAACAUGAAAGACUCUGCUCUGUGUGAUGGCUUCCCUUCUCAGUACAGACCGAAUGACACAGGUAGGAAUAUUAACCGCAACCAGUUUGACAUGAUGAUAAACACAGAGUUGAGAAGAGAAACAAGAAACGUAACUUUUGACCUGGAGAGUUUAGGAACCCUAGAGCAAGGACGCAGUCAAGGCGAGGACAAGAGGGAGGAAAAGGCAAAGAGCUCCGGAGACAAGGAGAGAGGAAGAGUAAGAAAACACAAAGCUAAAGUCCAGUCAAGCCGGUUACUGAAGGUUAAACUAAACUUGAACCCGCUACGAAAAAGCAAAGUCCAUCCUAAAAGGAAAACUGAGCAGGGCCACUCAGAGAAAAGCAGCUCAAAGAAGAGUAAAGAUAAAAGGCAGGAUGGACAAGAAAGAGGAGAGAGGGAAGGGAAAGGAAAGUCUGGUAAGAAAACAAAGGAUAGCAGUGAGAAAAUGAAGAAAUCGUCCAAGACUAAAGGAUCGACUGAGGAUGGUGAGGAAGAGAGGAAAGACGAAGAUGAAGGAGGACAGAAAAACAAAACAUCCUCUAAGCAGCAAAAAGGCAAGCAGGAAAGUAUAGAAGGUGACCAGGGAGAGAAUACACACCUUGAAAACUCCCAAUCUGGUGAUGUAACCAAUACUGCUGACCAAUCAGCCUCUGCCCUUGUCAUUGGACAGGGACAAAACUUGCAGGGUAUCCCAUAUCAGGGAGCUGGACUGGUUCUGGGGAAUGCUCAGCUUUCCUCGCACCAUCCCUUAUCCCUCUCUGCCACUGACAGGAAUCGCACUGCCAACCUCUCGUUGCUUGGUUCAGCAGGCUCACAGCUGACUGGCAGCAGCCUUUCUCUUCAAGGAGGGAAUUUUUUGCUCAGCUCCAUGGCUCCAGGAUCUAAUGCACUGUUCCCUAGUGGUCCAGCUGCUUCUAGCAUAGCCAUCAGUGGGCCCAACAUGGCACCAAGGGGUGUCCCAGACAACUUCAGCAGGCAACCAGGGGUAGGCCUCACUUCUCCUGCUGCAUCUCUUCUGACUAAUACUGUACAUGCCAACCCUUUGCAAGCAAGUGCAAUACAUACCUCUCCUCUUCAUACCUCCCUACCUGUAGGAGUAACCUCAAGUUUAGCAGCAAACCCACCUGUUAAUUCUGCACCUGUGCAGUCCUUUUCACAGAGCAAGCCACCCCCUGAUAGCUCUCAUCUUGUAGCAACACUGAAAUCUGAUCCAGCCCAAGGACCGGGCCUUCAGACUGGGGAAGUUCUACAUCAGAGCCUCACUAUUCCAACCCAGGCACAUCCAAGUGUGGAUGGUUUGUCUGGGGUGACCCCUCAGGCUGGACUAGUGACUACCGUGGAGAAUCUGUCUAACAAUAACAGCCAGACAGAGACCAGGCAUGUGUAUGGUGGGCCCACAGUCAAUAUGUCAGCUGGGGGUGGUGCUUCAACUGAGGGACUUGCAGCAGGGCUGUCAGUAGGCAGCAUGCAGGCGGCAGAUGUGUCUGUAUCAGGUGUCACUGCCCCCAGCAUGUCUACACAGAGUGGAUCCUCCACAGGGGAUGCAGUUGCAGCUGCUGCACUGUUGCAGCAGGAGUACCUGUCAGAGGAAGGAGGAUCCUCCCCCAGGAGGAAGCUGAGGCUAGUGCUUCCUGAGAAGACGUCCAGCCGACCACCCACAGCACUGGAGAGGAAAAUACGCUAGCUACUCAUAUCAUAUUCGAUUAAUGACAUUGUAUUGAUCGAAGUGUUUUAAUUAAGUUAAAGUAAAUGUCAUUUUUGGGUGUUUUACAAA